AUGGAUAUGGAAACCCUGGAGAUGAGACCCGGAAUUAUCAUUGUCGGAUCCCAGAGCGUUGGUAAACGGACCCUCCUUUCCCGACUGUUUCCUGUGGAUUUUGAAGAUGCCCCCAAUCCAUCAUCCAAGUUACUUGCUUAUGGGUGGACAAUCAACACAAAGUACUAUACAGCUGAUGUUUCAGUUUGGAUGGCUCAUCUUCAUGACGACUUCUCUAUCGCAAGCCUGCCUAUGAUUGAUAAGUUAUCUGCCUUGGUGAUGGUGUUCGAUGUUAAUGAUCUCUCUUCUUUUGCUGCUCUUAAAGAUUGGGUGAAGCAAACUGAUAUUCAGAAAUUCGAUAUACUGCUAUGUAUUGGUAACAAAGUGGAUCUUCUUCCUCAUCAUCCAGCUCAUGCUGAAUACAGGAGAUGUCUGCUGAAGCGCGAAGAAUCCUCUGGCAGUUCUCUUCUAGACUUGGCAGACUAUGGGAUUUCUGAAACCGAAGGAAGUAGUUUAUUGGGAGAUGAAGAACCAUCAUCAGAGAUCACGAAGUCUUGCUUGGAAUGGUGCAUUGAACAUAACAUUGAAUACAUUGAAUCGUGUGCAUCUAAUGCUGAUUUUGACAAGUGUCUGUCCGUAGAUGGAGAUUCACAAGGUGUCGAACGACUCUUUGGAGCUCUCUCUGCUCACAUGUGGCCUGGAAUGUCCUUGAAGUCUGGUGAUAAGAUAAAUGAACCUACAUUACCUGAACAAGAAGAUUUAUCAGAAGAAGAGUCUGAGUAUGAACUUGAAUACGAAGUCUUAUCUGCUGGUUCUGCAGAACCAUGGGACGACACAGAUGUAUGGAUGUCUGCAGAUGGUCCUGUUUCAACCUCAGGGACUGGGGAUCCAUCUGCUAGCAAUCCUGUCCCUAAGAACUUUGAUCGCAAGAUUGAUGUUGGAUCUGUUGGAGAAGAGCACAAGCCGUCAACAUCAGCAUCUCAGCUGCAGGAAGAGCUUGACAUGGACAAAACACCCGAUACACAUGAAGCUGACAGAACUUCGGAACCUGAUGAGGGUGAGACCUACGAUUUUGAGGAUCUGGAAAUGUUGAUGUCCGAAAUUGGGAAUAUGCGCAGCAGUUUGAGGUUAAUGCCGGAUUUCCAGAGACGGGAAACGGCAGCAAAACUGGCCAUGAAAAUGGCUGCAAUGUUUGGAGAUAGCAGUGGAGGUGAAGAGGGAUUUGAUUGA
Molecule: messenger RNA, 1209 nt
Organism: Fraxinus pennsylvanica
Lineage: Eukaryota; Viridiplantae; Streptophyta; Magnoliopsida; Lamiales; Oleaceae
Source: the annotation of a GenBank genome assembly